AUGGGAAAGGGCUCUUUCAAAUAUGCCUGGGUUCUGGACAAACUGGAGGCAGAGCGUGAGCGCGGCAUCACCAUUGACAUCUCUCUUUGGAAGUUUGAGACCAGCAAGUACUACGUCACCAUCAUUGAUGCUCCAGGACACAGGGACUUCAUCAAGAACAUGAUCACUGGGCCCUUUCAAGCCGACUGUGCUGUGCUGAUCGUUGCUGCAGACGUUGGUGAGUUUGAAGCUGGCAUCUCAAAGAACGGGCAGACUCGUGAGCACGCUCUCCUUGCCUACACCCUUGGAGUGAAACAGCUGAUUGUGGGCAUCAACAAGAUGGAUUCCACUGAGCCCAACCACAGCCAGAAGUGCUACGACGAGAUUGUGAAGGAAGAGUACAUCAAGAAGAUUGGCUACAACCCUGACACUGUGGCCUUUGUGCCCAUCUCUGGCUGGAACGGAGACAACAUGCUGGAACCCAGCCCUAAUAUGACCUGGUUCAAGAGCUGGAAGAUCAACCGUAAAGAAGGUAAUGCCUCAGGCACCACACUGCUGGAGGCUCUGGAUGCCAUCCAGCCUCCCACCCGCCCCACUGACAUGCCCCUCCACCUGCCUCUGCAGGACGUCUACAAGAUUGGAGGCAUUGGGACCGUACCAGUGGGCCGAGUAGAGACAGGAGUCCUGAAACCUGCCAUGGUGGUGACCUUUGCCCCUGUCAACGUGACCAUUGAGGUCAAGUCUGUGGAGAUGCACCACGAGGCCCUGAACGAGGCGCUGCCUGGUGACAAUGUGGGCUUUAACGUCAAGAAUGUGUCUGUCAAGGAUAUUCGCCGUGGCAACAUGGCUGGAGACAGCAGGAACGACCCGCCACAGGAGGCAGCCAGCUUCACGGCUCAGGCAUGCGUCAGACUGUGGCAGUGGGAGUCAUUAAGGGCGUGGAAAAGAAAUCCACCAGCAAAGGUAAGGUCACCAAGUCAGCACAGAAGGCGCAGAAGGUCAAAUGAAUGUUGUUCUGGGCUGCUGCCCCAAACGCUCACCAUGGCCGAAGACACACUAGCACCGUGCAGCUUCUGCACACCAUAG
Messenger RNA from Cottoperca gobio, 1065 nucleotides. RefSeq names its product elongation factor 1-alpha 1-like. NCBI's taxonomy places the organism in Eukaryota, Metazoa, Chordata, Actinopteri, Perciformes, Bovichtidae. Gene Ontology annotation, molecular function: GTPase activity; GTP binding. The record is from RefSeq and is a predicted model, not a curated record.